CACAUCAAAUAGUAUUCCAUUUUUUGUUGCAGUUUGAAUUAAUGCAGUCGUGAAUAACUAUGUCAUUUUCAAGUGUUGGCGUAUAUCGCGUUGUUCUUCAACAAUAUAUGUAUGCAUCGCACCGAAUAUUGUGUAUCAUCAAAAUACUACCGGAUACUGUGAGUUUAUUUGAAAAGGAACCGGAAAAUGAUUUCAACUGGAUGACGGCUGCUCGUUGGAGUAAAAUAGAAAGCGGGCUUUUUCGCCUGUUUGCCAGCAUCGACAACUGGCAGGAAGAUGCGCCCAAAGUAAACACCCAGAUGCUCAUAGACCACAUCAAAGUAAAUGUGAGCGCAUCGAAGGAAUCGCUGCUGGCGGCACAGCAACUACUGCAAGAUAAGGUAAAGUGUGAUUUAGGUGUGGAAAUUGUAUUGCACUAUAUGUCACACGAGGACCAAACAAUCGUUAGUCCCAAGGCAACAAAACGCAAGCUAGUCCAGAAGCCGAAGGAAGCAGCAGUGGAUGUAAACACGGUUGGCUCGAACAAACAGAAUACAGCAUCUAAGAGCAGUAAUUCCGAGCAGUCGCAGACGAGUAAUGCAGAGCAAAAACCAAAACGUAGAGAUUUGUCAAAGUCGGAGAAAAAACGUGGUCGUCGAUCCAUUUCACAGGGUAAUCAGAGGCAGAACAAGUACGUGACGUCAACCACAAAAAGCCAACAGAUUGCGUCUCAGAGUCGCGCAGUAAAGCGCAGCAAAACUCCACCUUCUCGUUCAACCUCCGUGGAGCCGAAGACUGGACGUCGUUCUGCCCGCUCUCCUGUGAUACCAAAUCGUUAUAAUGAAUUUGUUAUGAGCGUUAAAUCAACACGCAAACCAAAACAAAAACUAACUGAUAAGUUCACCGACUCCGGCUCGGACAAGGGGUCAAGCAGUAAGCCAGUUGGCGACCAAAAGAAACAAACAGAGCAAGAAACUGACGCCCAAAAGUGGAGCCUUGAUCAGCUCGGUGGAUCUAAAAUUAAUAAUGCUGCGCUGAAGGAACUUAAUGACAUGCUUAAAGUACCCAAACCGCGGGAAGUUAAAAUUCUUCUGCUGCAGGAUAUGGAUGAGGCAUCUGUGUUGAGCACAUUCGAGACAUAUCGAACAGAUUUCGAUCGCCUGUUCAAGGAGCGACAGCAUAAGUAUCAAACAACUAACUACAUGAGCAUCGAUCACUAUCACAUCAUGGAUAUUUUAAAUAAAACGAUACGCGACAGCAUGAUGAAGAAACUGGCCGAAGUAUAUAACAAAUCGGGCCCGCAUGGUUCGCUGAUUAUAAAUGGUUUACUGCCACUAUGGAUAGUUCGUCUUUUUAUGGACAAGUUCAAGCUAACGCAGCAGGAGGCAGUGCAUCAGAUUGCAGAUCAACUUAAGUACGACACCUAUCUAAAAGCCGUAAACAAUGAGCCGAUUAAAUCGUUUUUGGAUGACUGAUGGAUCAGCCUACAAAUAGUAUUUAUUAUCUAUUUAUAUAUAAGUUAUAUCCAUUGUAUU
Molecule: messenger RNA, 1514 nt
Organism: Drosophila navojoa
Lineage: Eukaryota; Metazoa; Arthropoda; Insecta; Diptera; Drosophilidae
Source: RefSeq, a predicted model, not a curated record